AUGAUCUCUUCCCGUCUCCAGCCGCGCCUGCUCUCCUUCCUGCGCUCACAUACCGCUGCUCAAACGACGCAGCGCCGCCUCGCCUCCUCCUCCUCCCCCUCCUCCGCGCCUCGACCGCCCUCCAAACGACGAGCCACGAACCCGCCGCCAGCGUCCACGCCAAGCAGCGCUGCGGCGGCGGUGCUCCGCGCGCGCGUCAACGCAGAAAAAGAGGCACCGCCGGCAGAGACGGCCGAGGCGUACAAAGAGCGGUACAAUGGCGCGGCGCGGCGGUGGACGUUGACGAUGAUUGCGCUGCCCAUCUUGCUGGUGACGAGCUACUACCUCUUUGACCGGUUGGCUUUAGGACACCCAGUCAAGGUGUUGAAUCGUGAAGUGCCGAAACGAGAAGAGUAA
Cordyceps militaris CM01 is the source of this 396-nucleotide messenger RNA. RefSeq lists its product as uncharacterized. Lineage: Eukaryota; Fungi; Ascomycota; Sordariomycetes; Hypocreales; Cordycipitaceae. The transcript is spliced from 2 exons. Bases 1 to 396 code for a protein of 131 amino acids. The record is from RefSeq and is a predicted model, not a curated record.